Messenger RNA from Ilex paraguariensis (yerba mate), 204 nucleotides. NCBI's taxonomy places the organism in Eukaryota, Viridiplantae, Streptophyta, Magnoliopsida, Aquifoliales, Aquifoliaceae. The record is from the annotation of a GenBank genome assembly.
AUGCUGCAGUACUCAUGUGAAGAGGCCGCUGCUCUUCUACAAAAAAACUUGGAAAACGCUAAAGCCAGUUUAGAAGUUCUUGUUGCUGACCUACAAUUCUUAAGGGAUCAAGUGACAAUUACACAGGUCACAAUUGCUCGUGUGUACAACUGGGAUGUUCAUCAACGCAGACUCCGGCAAGCCACUGCUGCCAAAGAGUCGUGA